Epinephelus fuscoguttatus (brown-marbled grouper) is the source of this 4853-nucleotide messenger RNA. It is a transcript of the gene cyp2r1, whose product is annotated as vitamin D 25-hydroxylase. Gene Ontology annotation, cellular component: intracellular membrane-bounded organelle; cytoplasm. Gene Ontology annotation, biological process: xenobiotic metabolic process. NCBI's taxonomy places the organism in Eukaryota, Metazoa, Chordata, Actinopteri, Perciformes, Serranidae. The record is from RefSeq and is a predicted model, not a curated record. The transcript is spliced from 5 exons. Gene Ontology annotation, molecular function: heme binding; oxidoreductase activity, acting on paired donors, with incorporation or reduction of molecular oxygen, reduced flavin or flavoprotein as one donor, and incorporation of one atom of oxygen; iron ion binding. The coding region runs from base 70 to 1629 and encodes 519 amino acids.
CUGAGGAGAAGCCGAAGUCAGCAGAAGUGGGUUAGCAGUGAGAGAGAGACUUUUUUUUGUGUGGGAAAGAUGGUUUCAAUUAAAUCGCCGUCUCUGGUGCCGGUGUCCUGCGCGCAGGCUCUGCUCGGUGUGGGCUGCUUGGCUUUCGCCCUCCUCGCCUUCCUGCUGGUUCGCCAGCUCGUCAAGCAGAGACGACCCCCAGGCUUUCCUCCUGGUCCUUCUCCCAUCCCUGUGAUAGGAAACAUCAUGUCUCUGGCCACCGAGCCGCACGUCUUCCUCAAGAAGCAGAGCGAAGUUCAUGGACAGAUCUUCAGUCUCGAUCUGGGAGGCAUCUUGACAGUGGUCUUAAACGGAUAUGACUGUGUCAGGGAGUGCCUUUACCAUCAGAGCGAGGUGUUUGCUGAUCGUCCAUCGCUGCCUUUAUUCAAGAAAAUGACCAAAAUGGGUGGACUCCUCAAUUGUAAAUAUGGCAAAGGCUGGAUUGAACACCGGAAACUGGCUUGCAACUCUUUCCGUUACUUUGGCAGUGGACAGAGGCUGUUUGAGAGGAAGAUCUCAGAGGAGUGCAUGUUCUUUGUGGAUGCCAUAGAUGAGCACAAGGGAAAGCCCUUCAACCCCAAACACCUGGUGACCAACGCUGUGUCCAACAUCACCAACCUCAUCAUCUUCGGACAGCGUUUCACUUACGACGACCGCAACUUCCAGCACAUGAUCGAAAUAUUCAGUGAGAACGUGGAGUUAGCAGUGAGCGGCUGGGCCCUCCUCUACAACGCCUUCCCCUGGAUUGAGUAUGUGCCCUUUGGGAAACACCAGAAGCUGUUCCACAAUGCUGCUGAGGUGUAUGACUUCUUACUGCAGGUGAUAAAGGGUUUCUCACAGGGCAGGGUGCCACAGGCACCUCGCCACUAUGUGGAUGCCUAUUUGGAUGAGUUGGAGCAGAACGCGGGUUCCCCCAGCUCCUCUUUUUCCUACGAGAACCUCAUCUACUCAGUGGGAGAGCUCAUCAUUGCCGGCACAGAGACCACAACUAACACACUGCGCUGGGCCAUGCUGUACAUGGCUCUCUACCCAAACAUACAAGAGAGGGUGCACAGGGAGAUCGACAGCGUGCUGUACAACGGGAGGGCUCCCACUCUGGAGGACAAACAGAAGAUGCCAUACGUGGAAGCUGUCCUGCACGAAGUCCUUCGCUUCUGCAACAUUGUCCCACUUGGUAUUUUCCGUGCCACCUCCCAGGACGCAAAAGUCAAGGGUUACACGAUUCCCAAAGGCACCAUGGUGAUCACGAACCUCUACUCUGUGCACUUCGAUGAGAAGUACUGGAUCGACCCGGGGGUGUUCUCACCACAGAGGUUUCUGGACAGCAAUGGCAACUUUGUGAGGCGUGAGGCCUUCCUGCCAUUCUCCCUGGGGAGGCGUUGCUGCCUGGGCGAGCAGCUGGCCAGGAUGGAGAUGUUCCUCUUUUUCACCACUUUGCUACAGAGGUUUCAUCUUCAGUUCCCCCCAGGAGCCGUUCCCACCGUCACUCCCAAACUGGGCAUGACCUUACAGCCCAAACCGUACUCCAUCUGUGCCGUCCGCAGGCAGCAGAGAAGUCCCUGCUUUGGAGACACUCCUUAUCACAAGUAGGCGAGCAGGAAUUUAUUACAGCUUGUUCAAGUGUUCAAGCCAGAAUUUUACUAUUUUGCACAGCAAUGCAAUCACAUGAUACAGGUGCAUAAGAGUGCAUCACUCUUGAUUGUAGCGUCAUAGUUUUUCCAAAGGACUUUAAGUGACAAAAGAAGCUCUCUGCAUGUGGACACGUGUUCCAGUUUAUUCAGUUACUAUCGUUUACUUUUACUGAGCAAUAUGCAUGUUUGCACAAUACUUUUAUGCAGCAGGGGAGGUGUCAAAGACUUGGUGCUGAAAGGACAUUCUGGGAACACUCGGGUGGCUAUUGAUUUAGUUCUCAGUAGUUCAGAGUUGCGCGGAGCCCAGAAAAUGAAAUGUCUGUGAACCUUGGUGCGGUGGGAUGGGUUACGUCUACGUCAAUGAUUGAUAGGAAGUACAGCUAUGGUGGUUCAUAGCCCUGCCUACUCAGGACAGCUUCAGGUCAGACAAAUGACGCCACUAAUUUGGACGUGUGGGGCGAAAUAGGGCUUUCCAAGAAGGUUCUGGACGCUGUGUGUUGGAGCUGGAUGUGGGCCAAGAUUUACAUCAUCUGGACUGACUCUGCCGCCUCCUCCAGGGAUAGCGCUUUGUGGAAAAUGUGUCUCUCAGAAGACAAAUGCAACCCUGGUGGAUUUCUAGAAACUGACUAUGCAACACUGAUUUCUGCUAAAUGGUGCUUAUCAGUACUAACACAGUACUGCUUUUAUGUGUAAGGUUAAAGUUUGUCCUUUUUUUGCAAUACUGGUGAUAUGAGUUUUUUUGUGUAUUCAUAAAGUAUUUCUUAUAUUUAAAACUUGCCCUGUCAUCUUUUAGAUGCUGCUGAAUCACUAAACCUGAACUCUGAAAUGUGUAAAGAUGUCAUAUUUAUUACUUCCACACAUUUGUACCCAGAAUGUCUCAUCCAGUACUUGCAGAAUAAUUCCAAUAGGAUACAGCUUUUUGAUUCUGUGUCUCAAGUCUCAGGACACCAAACGUUAGUUAUCACAAGCUGUAAAACCUGUGUGCUCAGAAAGGUAAAAAUCAGCUGUGUCACUCAUGUUCUGAGUUUACCUCCCCCACCUUUGCACUGGGAAGUGCAAUGGGAAUUCAAUACAUGAUGUGCUUUAUCUUCUUUUUGUGUCCACAUGGGGGCAGAGCAACAAGCUGUAAGCACACUGACAUAGAAUAACCAUGAUAUGGCCAUGGUGUUAACAAAUAGUGGCCUAUUCACACAUUGGGGCGACACAGAAAACAGCAUCCAUUUGGAGUCAUGUUUAAGGUGACCUGGUGAAGUUUGAUAAUCACUCUCAUUUUAUCUCAGUUUACCAAUUAACCUGAGGGGAAUAUCUGGGACCGGCUACCCAAAACACCUUAAGUUAGGAUUUUCCUCAAAAUAACAUUGGUUGCACAAAACACCCUUAAACCUUUCUUUACAUGUUCACAUAAGUAUUCAAGGCUUUCUCCUUUUCUUAGUCCUAUACUUAAGGGAUCCCUAAACCAUUGCACAAAAGUCUUCAGCAACUAAAGUAAGGCAACUAGGUUCUACUAAAGUUCUGCAACUAGGAGAAGCCAAUAGAUUUGCUUUUGAUUUUACACUGUGGAUUUGACUGAAUUAAUUUUCAUCACAGGUUUCCUCCCACAAUCACAAAUAAACCAAAUAAACCCAUGCUAAUAAUCUCUUUGAAUGCAGUAGAUGCCUUAUUGUUAUUCCUUAACUAAGAAAACAUAGGGACGACAGAUGGAAAUUAGCCAUGAGCUACAAUCUGGCAUAUUUACAUGUACUACUGUACUAUGUUUAUUAAUAUGUACUGUCCCUACCUUAAAUAAAUAAAUUGUAAUUGUAACUAUAAUAUUAAGGGAAUCUGUGCAACAUCCUUAAAUAAGUCCCUCGGCUAAGGAGGAAUUCUGCCCUAAGUGUCAUACUUAAAGAGAUAAUUUGAGGUGUUUUGUGCAACCAGUCUCUGGCUCUUUAGCUGCUAAAUACUCCACUUCGUUCAUAACUGUGUUUGUCUGUCUGCUGUCUGAUGUUGGGGAGGCAGUACACUCUAUCUUUUAAGAACUUCACCAAAAACAGACUCCUGCUUCAACCCAAAGUGACACUGAUGACCAAAAUAAUAUGCUGAAAGAUGCUCCAAGGGGAACUGUAUUAAUAAUCAAUUAAUAAUAAUAAUCACCUGAGAAUGACAGUGUUGUGUUUUCAUCACCGUAGAAUGAGCCAUUUAUAUCAACACAUGGAGCAGGUCCUCUUCCAUGGAGUCCGCCAUGCUGUUUCUACAGUAGCCCAGAACAGACAAGCCAGUCUCCAGAUGGUGCCAUUUAUGUUUUCAUGUCAGCUACCAUAGUUCUCCUACACACUUGGCACAUGGGAGAAGUUUCAGUUGUGCAACCUCACCGCUAGAUGCCACUAAAUCUUACACACUGGACCUUUAGUGUAAAAACAUUUAUUAUAGCAGCUAUAAUAAUUCAUUAAUAUGGCUGAGUACAUCUCUGCUCAGGUUAAGGUGGAUGGAGUUAUCCAGGGUAUCAUGCCAAUAUAUGGCAUCCCAUUAUAUCAAGUGCAAUCUUGACAGUUUCUCUACACCCGCACUGUCCUAAUGGGAGGUGUCAUCAGGCUUGUAAGAGGAAACACCUGUGUUAAGAUACAUUUUGUGUGUUAAGGGCAGUGAACUUAUGGCCUGUGGGCCAAACCUGACCCAUGAUAGGGUGCUGGGUGGCCCACUGACCAUUUUUCAAAUUCACAAUAAAAAUAUAUUGAUUCACACUGAGAUUUUUUUUCUUGUACUUUGACUGUAAAUAGGGUGCCAUAGUACAUUUAAAAAAGCAUCAAAGCAGAGCUUGUUUAUAAAAAAAAAACCAAAAAAAAACAUAAGGUGCUAGUGGAGGAUUCCCCAGAUCUCCCGACAUCAGUCUGGGCUAAACCAUGAAAUGUCCUCAAAUCCAAGACCCCUGCUUGCUGCUACUGGAUUUGCCAUUUGGCAAAGGCUCGUGAGGCCAUCACGUCAAAAGGUUUUAUAUACUAAUCAAUUGUUUUGUUUGGUUCUGGCCUCCUGUCAUUUUGCAUAAGUGGCCCCCGGGCAAAACAUUCUGAGUAUCCCUGGUUUUGGGUCUUUAAUGUUAUUCUUCUUAGGUUGUUUGGGGUGGCACGAACACAAAAAGAAAGCAGUGAUACAUACACCAAUCAGCCAAAACAUUAAAACCACUGGCUGGUUAAGUAAAUAACAUUC